This is a messenger RNA of Trichoderma virens Gv29-8, 468 nucleotides long. RefSeq lists its product as uncharacterized. NCBI's taxonomy places the organism in Eukaryota, Fungi, Ascomycota, Sordariomycetes, Hypocreales, Hypocreaceae. The record is from RefSeq and is a predicted model, not a curated record. The coding region runs from base 1 to 468 and encodes 155 amino acids. The transcript has a single exon.
AUGGACUCAAUAACACACAUUUUGAAGGCUUUGGAGACAGAAAAAUCCUCAAAUGACUGGACGCAGUUCACGGAUCUACCCAAGGUGGCUUUGGUACAAAUUCGAGGACAGCAGCACGUCCUGUUCCUGAAUACACCCAUUUUUAACAUUUCAGAUGAAGCCAUGGUCGUCUGGACUACCCCCCAGAACGCGCAGAUCGACGACGCCGUACGUCGCAUGAAGGCCUUGAUGCCUGACAGAGUAAUUUUUCUCAUUCACUCUUGGGGACGCGGAGCUAGGCAUGUUCAAGCAACCCGAAUUGCACAGACUACUCUCCUCAGCAUCAACCCAUUUUGCACCAAACAGCAGCUCGUGGCCAUGGCGAACAAGCAAGCCCAGGCCGUCUUCCAAGAUCGCAGCCCAGCGGCAGAUCCGUUUUCACUUUCAUCUCAGCUCAGAAGAAAGAAUGUGUUAGAAGGGUUCUUGUGA